AUGGUCGACACAUUACACCCUCCGCCUUCGGUCGUUGCCUCAUGGCCGCGGCCCGACUAUGUCGACCCUGACACACGAGGUCCCGCUCUCGAAUACAUCUGCAUCAUAUUCAGUGCGGUGGCAGUGGUUGUCCUCGCGGCUCGACUUUAUUCGCGCCUAUUCAUCACAAGGGCACCCGGACUAGACGACCUGCUAGCAGUCCUCGCUCUUUUCGCCAGUAUAGCUCUUUCUGUGCUGGUGAUUAUCGGCAACAAGCUCUACUACAGUGGACGACAUGUAUGGGACAUUCCACCAUCAACCUUUGUUCCGCACCGGAUCAACGUCUGGGCCAGCAUGUGGUGUUAUGUGGUUGCCGCGACUUUGAUCAAGAUCAGUGUGCUCUUGUUCUACCGACGACUGAGCGUCAAGUUCAGCCGAAUUUUUCUCGUUGCUACUUGGUUGGGAAUUGUCUACAACGUCUUGUAUUUGGCCGGCUUUGGGUUGACGCUGUUGCUCAUCUGUGAUCCUGUCCGGGCAUAUUGGAAACAGUUUGACUUUUCCUGGGCUGCUAGUACCUCAUACAAAUGUGGUGCUGAAAGCGUGGCACUGCCGGCUUCAGCGGGACUCAGUGUCCUUGGCGAUCUGUAUAGCACUCUCCUGCCAUUGCUGCUGAUCUUCAACCUUGAUCUUCCUCUACGACAAAAGGCCGCGCUGUACUCGCUUUUCGCGCUAGGAUUUCUGGCCAUCAGUGCGGGUAUCGUGAGGACAUUGCUGUUGUACAACAUGUUGAACACGGACUAUGAUUUCACCUGGGUCUUGUGGGAAACCUGGAUUUGGGCCGUUGUGGAAUUGAACGUGGCUCUUUUUGCCGCCAGUGCGCCUGCGCUCAAGCCUUUUUUCCGCUGGUUCUUUGUGGACUCGAUCGGAGGAAGUAUUAUUGGGCGCAUGGCGUCGCGACAAUGGUGGGCAAGCAGGAGGAGCGGAACUGGAACUGGAACACAGACAAGAGACGCGAAUCACACUGGAGCAUGGCCCUUGUAUUCUUCCAACGAUGCAGGGCCGGUCGACCUCGAAAAAGAUCCCGAUCCCACGAUAUACUACUAUGGCGAUAGUAGUCGAGGGGAAGGGCCAGCCAGUCCGCAGAAAAGUUCUUUUUUGUACGACAUGGAACACCAUGAAACAAGACACUUUGAGCUCCGGACGAGUCGUGAUGGCAAGACCAAAAUUCCCAUGCAGGUCUACAAGGGGGAACAAAGUAUAAGCGGCAGCAGCAACGCCGACAUGUCUAUGCCUUUGUCUAUGCCUUCGAUUCUUGUGCUUGGCGAAAACGAAAUCGAAAAACAAUUCAGUUUCCAGCACCACCACCAGACUGGACAGGACCAUGAUGACAACUGGCCUUUAUCAGCGAGUGCGAGUCCGGAUCCGAGAAAUUUUGCUUCCAGAGACCAGUUGAGACCUGUUGGUGUUGGACAACAACCCGGAAGGAAGACAUCCCCUGUCGGAAGUGCGCAACAGCAGCGGACCGUGUUGACGCCUCAAUGGCAUACUGCUGGGACCCAAAGGUUCAGGCAGUUGGGGCCUGAUCUCCGCUCCCCCUCUGGCGAGGACAAUGACAACAGCAUGCAUGGUGGGUCGAGGCUGGAGUCACCGAGUGUCUCGGACCUCGACGUGGAUUCAGUUUUCUAUCUUGAAAAGCCGCCUUUGAACACGAUCCGGUCGUCGAGCAGUAGCUCGAGUAAUGGUAGUGACGAUGUUAGUACGUUGCAUUUACCCCGGAUGGGAUAA
Messenger RNA from Exophiala dermatitidis NIH/UT8656, 1764 nucleotides. RefSeq lists its product as uncharacterized. The transcript has 2 exons. NCBI's taxonomy places the organism in Eukaryota, Fungi, Ascomycota, Eurotiomycetes, Chaetothyriales, Herpotrichiellaceae. The record is from RefSeq and is a predicted model, not a curated record. Bases 1 to 1764 code for a protein of 587 amino acids.